Molecule: messenger RNA, 514 nt
Organism: Eupeodes corollae
Lineage: Eukaryota; Metazoa; Arthropoda; Insecta; Diptera; Syrphidae
Gene: Lsm10
Product: U7 snRNA-associated Sm-like protein LSm10
Exons: 1
Coding region: 99-512 (137 amino acids)
Biological process (GO): mRNA 3'-end processing by stem-loop binding and cleavage
Cellular component (GO): nuclear body; cytoplasmic U snRNP body
Molecular function (GO): U7 snRNA binding; histone pre-mRNA DCP binding
Source: RefSeq, a predicted model, not a curated record
AUGAAGUUUCUGUUUUGUUUACAUUUUAUUUUGCAAACAUUUUAAACACACACAAAACACAACUUGGAAUUUCAAUACAAAAAUUCGAAUUAUUAAAAAUGGAAACAGUUAGUGCUAAGGAAAAAUAUCUAAUAUGCAAUUCAUUAGCAUGCAUUCCAACUUUGCUCCAAGGCAAGUCAAUUCUUAUCGAUCUCAAAAAUGAAACAUCUGUUGCUGGAAGAAUUCUUAAUGCCGAUGGAUUCAUGAACAUACAUUUAAGUGAAGCUGUUUUCAUUGAUCGACAUGGAUUACAGUAUGAAUUUGAUGAAUUUAUUGUUAAAAAUAGAUGCAUUCGGCAAAUGCAUAUUCCAAAAGAAUUGAAUAUUGAAAGUAAAUUGGAGAAAAUGAUGGCAAAAGUGGGUAAACGUGAACCACGAGCGAAAAAGACCAAUUUCAAAGAGAAGAGGGCUAGACAUCGGCAUGAAGAGAUUCUAAAUGAAAUUGCAGAGAAGAAUAAAAAUAUUAAAAAUUAGUU